Molecule: messenger RNA, 1473 nt
Organism: Arabidopsis lyrata subsp. lyrata
Lineage: Eukaryota; Viridiplantae; Streptophyta; Magnoliopsida; Brassicales; Brassicaceae
Product: protein BPS1, chloroplastic
Exons: 2
Coding region: 248-1291 (347 amino acids)
Biological process (GO): shoot system development; root development
Source: RefSeq, a predicted model, not a curated record
CUGUGUGUUCUUCUGUAAAUCGAAGUCUGCGUUUUUAGUUUUAAGAUAGAUUUUACUAUUCGAUGAAGAGUUUUUACCUAACUUGUGUGGGGUUCUUCGAAUUUGGGAAAGAUUGGAACUUUUAUCCUAAUUCCUUAAUUCUGGACUUCUUCAAAUGUAGAUCAAGGCUUAGAACAAUUGAUUAUGUUUUUGUUUCCAUCUUCAAAGAUUGAUUUUGCAUUAUUUCAAUAAAGGAGUAUCUAGCAAAAUGAGCCGAGCACAAGAUCCACCCCGAGGUUUCUUCCCAUUUGGAAAUCCCUUUCGGAUGUUAUCACCAAAGGGCUCAGAUUUAUCACCAUGGCUACUUUCUCUAUUGAACGGCUUUGAGCUACGUUUGGAAGAGAGACUAAAGAAACUUAUGCCUAAGAGCAAAGAUGAAAUCCUCACUUUAUCGUGGAUGAAGCUAGCUAUGGAGUCACUCUGCGAGACUCAUAAUAACAUAAACACUCUCAUCACUGAUCUCCAGCUUCCUGUCUCUGAUUGGGAAGAGAAAUGGGUUGAUGUUUACCUCAACAUAAGCGUUAGGUUACUAGAUCUCUGCAAUGCCUUUAGCUCAGAGCUCACACGUCUCAACCAGGGAGAUCUCUUCCUCAAGUGUGUUCUGCACAAUUUACAAUCGGAUUCCGGGGAGAAGUAUCUCCAGGCUCGGUCUUCGCUUGAUAGCUGGAGGCAACAUGUUAAUGCAAACAACCCUAGAAUUGAAAACUGCCGUGCGGUUCUAGACAGUCUUGUUAAGUCUCUGAGCCUGCCUAAAGUCAAGAACUCGCCUAAAGGAAAGGUUCUGAUGCGAGCUUUUUAUGGUGUGAAAGUUCAAACGGUCUAUAUAUGCAGUGUAUUUACCGCUGCCUGGUCUGAUUCCACCAAGGAUCUUUUCGAUUUACCUGUCUCUGAAAAACCAUUGUGGGCAAAGGUCUUUACUGAUAUGCAGAGUGUUGUAAAUGCUGAGAUCAGACACAUGUUGUCUUCCGGUAGAACCACGAUUCUCAAAGAGCUGGAGAGCGUUGAUGCUAGUGUCGAGAAGCUAUACCCGAUGAUCCAAGAUGGCGUUGAUCCUGUCGAAGUUGAAUGCUUCAAAGAUUAUGUUAUGGAAUUGGGGACACAAGCUGAGAAAUUGUCUCAAGGGUUGGAUCAGUUACUGGAGGAAGUUGAUAGUUUCUUUAAACUGACUUUAAGCGGGCGCGAUGUGUUACUCUGUAAUCUUAGAUCAAGUGACUCAAUCUCUGGCAAUGCAGUUGGAGAAGAUGUAGAAUAAAACAGUAAGGUGAACAAACAAGUUUAACCCCUACAAAAGGCAGCUUUAGGUCAAUGAAAAGUGUUUCUCUUUUUGUUUGUUUGAGUCCAUCUGCCGAGCAUGUCUCUUCGGUUUUGUGUGUUGGUCUUGUCUGUAUGACUGUAUGAAAUCAAUUCUGCAAUAUAAUAUAAAUAUGUAAUACA